Molecule: messenger RNA, 1122 nt
Organism: Daphnia carinata
Lineage: Eukaryota; Metazoa; Arthropoda; Branchiopoda; Diplostraca; Daphniidae
Product: serine/threonine-protein kinase/endoribonuclease IRE2-like
Exons: 4
Coding region: 478-1122 (214 amino acids)
Biological process (GO): IRE1-mediated unfolded protein response; intrinsic apoptotic signaling pathway in response to endoplasmic reticulum stress; protein phosphorylation
Cellular component (GO): IRE1-TRAF2-ASK1 complex
Molecular function (GO): ATP binding; RNA endonuclease activity; protein serine/threonine kinase activity
Source: RefSeq, a predicted model, not a curated record
AGGGGAGGAAUGUGAUGAGGACAUAUACCGAAGAACGCCACCAAUUAGUUAGCUUAGCUAAUUAAUAGAUUCCAGCCUUGGAUGAUUCCACGGCGAACUAGUAUCAAACAGUUCUUCAUCCUCACGGAGCCUUCCCACGCCAAACCAGUAUCAGUCAGCUCUUCACCUCUACGAUCAGUUCGUCUUCACGUGAUCAUUGACGUCAAGAGUGACCUCAUAUUAACUGAUAAAAGCUGUGACAAGAAGGGGGCUCGGGGUCUGAGUUUAGUGCGUUAUAGUACAGUGUGUGUCUGUGUCCAGAGCGUUGAAGUGUAGUAGAGUUUUAGAGAGUCUUACAUUACACCUGUGAUUAGUCUUGUUAGUCUUGUGAAAAUACACUUAGUAAUUAGUAAGCCGAGUUGAAAGUCAUUUACAAGUUAAACAUUACAUCAUCCAAACAUCGUCAAACUUUUUCACUGUGAAGAGGACGCUGACUUUAUGUACUACGCAUUGGAAUUAUGUGACGCUGCUUUAUAUCAACUGUUUCUCAAUUCGGAUGAUCCCAAAAAAUACAAAGGACGUAUGCCACGUCAAAUUGAAGUUUUCCAUCAAUUAGCUACAGGCCUGGCAUACAUCCAUUCAACAAAAUUAAUUCAUCGAGACAUUAAACCGAGCAAAAUCCUCAUCAAGCAAAAGCCUGGAGAAGAUGAAUCAAUAAUAAUGAAAUGGUCUGGUUUUGACGUAGCCAAAUCCGUAAACGAAAAGGGAUAUCAUUCGUGGACUGGAGUGAUAGGAACCAGAAAAUGGUACGCACCCGAAGUGCUGGAAAAGCUCAUCAAAGGAAAAAAAUCGGACAACGAAGAGUUUUGGGGAACCGUCAAGAGCGAUGUGUUUUGUCUCGGCCUCAUCUUCGCUUAUAUUUUGUUGGAGGGAGAACAUCUAUUCGGUUCAAGUGAAUAUAAAAUUCACCAGAACAUAAUUAGAAACGAUCCGGUGAAUAUGAAGAAUAUUGAUGCCGAAGUGCGCAAAUAUUAUGCGGAUGACUUACUAACGAAAAUGUUGGAAUACGAUCCGGAAAAAAGAAUUAGUUCGGCAGAAGUCGUCCAACAACUGGAAUCCAUCAAGAAAAAGAUGGUGUUAUGA